Molecule: messenger RNA, 3141 nt
Organism: Oncorhynchus kisutch (coho salmon)
Lineage: Eukaryota; Metazoa; Chordata; Actinopteri; Salmoniformes; Salmonidae
Product: protein phosphatase 1H
Exons: 10
Coding region: 1-1554 (517 amino acids)
Biological process (GO): protein dephosphorylation
Cellular component (GO): mitochondrion
Molecular function (GO): [pyruvate dehydrogenase (acetyl-transferring)]-phosphatase activity
Source: RefSeq, a predicted model, not a curated record
AUGCUCACCCGGGUGAAAUCAGCUGUGGCCAAUUUUAUGGGCGGUAUGAUGGCUGGCAGUUCGAACAGUGAACCUCUCGGUGGCUCCGAUUUACCGCUGAAAUACCCGUACACAAGACCGGAGUUUCUGGGACUGUCACCGGAUGAAAUCGAGUGCUCGGCGGAUCAUAUUGCUCGGCCGAUACUCAUUCUGAAAGAGACGAAGAGGCUGCCGUGGGCCACUGGUUAUGCAGAGGUGAUCAACGCGGGGAAGAGCCAUCUGAACGAAGACCAGGCGUGCUGUGAGGUGGUGGUGGUGAGGAGUAGACCCAGUGCCGGGGGCAACUCCACCUCCAACAGGCCCCCUACCACCCGGAGGAGGUCCUCUCUGCCCAAUGGAGAGGGGCUGGGGCUCAGGGAAAACACUGACGUGGAGCCCGGACUGACCUUCCACUACUGGGGUCUGUUUGAUGGCCACGCGGGCUCAGGGGCAGCGGUGGUGGCAUCUAAGCUGCUCCAACACCACAUCAUAGAACACCUCCAGGAGGUCCUGGAUGUCCUGAGGAACCCGGCCCAGCUGGCCCCCAUCAUCCAGGGGGAAGAGCCCACCAACUACCACCUCACCCCCACCACCCACCGGGGCAUCACCAGGGCCGCCUCCCUGCGGGGGGCUGCAGGGGCCCCCGGCUCCCCCAGCCACCCCCCGCCCACCAGGUUCUUCACGGAGAAGAAGAUCCAUCACGAGAGCAUGGUGAUGGGAGCCAUUGAGAACGCCUUUAAAGAGAUGGAUGCCCAGAUUGAGAGAGACAAGGCUGUGUUUAACAUCUCAGGAGGCUGUACUGCUCUGUGUGCACUCUUUUUAUUGGGAAAGCUCUAUGUUGGAAAUGCCGGGGACAGCAGAGCGAUCAUUAUCCAAGGUGGAGAGGUCAUCCCCAUGUCUACAGAGUUCACACCAGAGUCAGAGAGGCAACGCCUGCAGUUCCUGGCCUACAUGCAGCCGCACCUGUUAGGAGGCGAGUUUACACAUCUGGAGUUCCCGAGACGUGUACAGAGGAAGGAGGUGGGGAAGAGGAUGCUUUACCGGGACUUCACUAUGUCUGGCUGGGCAUAUAAAACCAUUGAGGACGACGACCUGAAGUUUCCCCUAAUCUACGGCGAAGGGAAGAAGGCCCGUGUGUUGGCUACCAUCGGGGUCACCAGGGGCCUGGGAGACCACGAGCUCAAAGUGCAUGACUCCAACAUCUACAUCAAGCCCUUCCUGUCCUGCUGUCCCGAGGUCAAAGUGUACCCUCUGAUGCAGUAUGAACAUGGGGUGGAUGACGUCCUGGUGAUGGGGACAGAUGGGCUGUGGGACGUCCUAUCCAACCAGGACGUUGCCGAGGCAGUCACUGGUUUUCUUGCCAACUGUGGCCCUGACGACCAGUAUAGGUACACGAUGGCAGCUCAGGACUUGGUGAUGAGGGCACGGGGGGUCCUGAAGGACCGAGGCUGGAGGAUAGCCAACGAACGUCUGGGCUCCGGAGACGACAUCUCUGUCUACAUCAUCCCUCUGAGGUACGGCAACCUGCAGACCUAGCCGUAGCCCAGGCCCAGCUCACCACACCACCACCCACCAUGGGACUCUAGACAGGUCUGUGUCCAAAAUGACACCCUAUUCCCUAUAUAGUGCACUACUUUAGGCCAAGGCCAUGACAAGUAUUGCAUUUUGUAGGGAAUAGGGUGCAAUUGUAGGCUUCUCCCAACCGGCAGACCUAGCUAAGGUCCAGCUCACCACCCACCAUGGGACUCUAGACAGGCUGCCCCCCUCUACCAUCUAUCUAUCUGCUCUGUCCUAAAAUCAAUGCCCUGGUGCUCACACAGUGCUUCAUCCCGAACGGUUUUCCUGAGGAAACAAAAUGGCUGCUGGUUGCUGUACAGUACAGGGUAGCAUGAUUGUUCUUGUCUCUUGUGAAAGGAAGGAAAAUCUCAGGAUGUUCCAAUAUACAGUACCUUCAGUUUCUUCUUGGGUUUCUGUACUGCAAGGGAACAAAGGACAAUUCUGGAUUUAAAGGCCCACCGGGGCCAUGUAUUUCGAGUAAUUCAUAACCAACCCUUUGUUGUUUUUCAGUAGGCUACGGCUUCUGCAUUGCCAAAUAUUUUCUGAUGCAAUGGAAGAGUAUUGCUUUCACAAAGGCAAUACUUUUCUUAUGGAUAUCGCAUGGGGAAAGACAAAGGGACUCUCUUUCAAAGUGCAAUGCUUUAUUGGAUUAUUUUUUAUCCUUUUUAGAUGAGAUAUUGUUACUAUAUUACUGAUUAUGAACAAGUAAAAAUGCUUAGAAAUGAAUGGAUUUUAGAUAUCCAUGAUGUACAGUGUAAAGAACCUGUUUUGAGUUGUCUGUAUAUACUGUACGUUAUGAAACCUCUCCUGUCCCUAUGAUCCAUUGCGUACAUAAGUCACUGACCUAGACUACAAUCCUACCACAGACAAACUAUAGCGUUCAGCUUUCAGAACUAUUGUUUGGGUGUUCCUCCCCAAGUGUAAGGUGAAUGAAGUCAGUCUUAUGGUCGUUUUAUUGCCAGUGACAAUGUUCAUCUCUCAUUGUUUAUUUUUUCUUAAUUUUGACAGGUUUGUUUUUUCUUUGUCAUUGCGAUGACCCUGAAAUUGGAUUUACUUAAAGGAUGUGAAGAAACACAUUUGAUACAUAAUUGUGAAACAGCUAGCUCAUGUUUUUGCUUUGUUUUAAACCAGAUAUCCAAUCCCUUGCCCCAGUUGAACCUUUUAGUUUCCUAUUUGUCUCAUCAUCCUGUUUACGUGCUCGUUUACUUUUCAAAUAUGAAACAGACAUUCCUUAAUUGUCACUAGUUUUCAUACAAAUAUAGCUUAGUUUAGCUCUAACAAAAUAUGAGGGAAAGUGUUCUGUAUAGAGACAUGAAUAGGAUGUAAAAUGGGUUUACUGAAUGUUCUUACAGCUGAAUCCUAAAUUGAGACAUGGUUGUCAUUUUAUCUUAUUGAGACAAAUGCUUGAUUUAUGCUUGAUUUAUGCAAAAGUUCAAGUUACGAGUGUGGAUCUCUCAUAUGAACAUUUAGUUCUUGAAGGCUAGAAUUACAUCCCUUAAGCAGAUGCAUUGAUUAGCAAGUGUUUGGGAGAAACACAUGAGAUUAAAUUGAAUGCUGGUAUGAAAA